AUUAUUGACGAUUUGCAAACACAAGAUGACGAAUCCACGGAAGGACACAAGUCUAAGCCAAAGCCUCACGAAAUCAUUGCAGUAGGCUUUCCUAAGCGUAACUACACGCGUGAGCCUGUCUAUCUGACCGUCUUGGUUGACCACAAAUUUGGAAACUCCUGGGGGGAGCCAGCAGUUGUAGACUAUACUCCACCAGUAGAUAUCGAAUACGACGCUGUCUUCUUGAAGUUGAAGACUUCUGUAGAUGGAGUUCAGUACGACAGAUUAGCCAAUGUAUUCCUUAAUGGAGUCCAGAUCUGGAGAACAUCUACCAUUGAACCAGGUGGACGCCCAGUGUACUCUCAAUAUACAAAGGACGUUUCCACGUACUUGUCCUUAUUCCGGAAGAGUGGCAAGUUCAUCUUCCAGUUGGACAACAUCUUGACUGAUAGAUUAACCGGUGAGUUUAAGGUGGAAUUGACCGUAGAGUACUUCAAUUUCAACAAACGCCACUACAGCAAGAUUAACCCGGAGAAUGCCCAUGAGAACUUUAACGGUGACUAUUCUGUUCUUUCUACGGCAAAGCCAGCUGAUGCAGUCCAUCCUUUGGUUGUUGCUGAGAACAAGCAUGAUCUUCCUUUAUCUCAUCUUUCUACAAAAAAGCUUCAGCUUGAAUUGCCUAUUGUUCCCGUAAACACCACCAGAUUGAGACUUGCCAUCUUCACAUCUGGUAAUGCCGCAGAGGAAUUCUGGUACACCAACGUCUUAGACAAGUACGCGGAUAAGUUCAUUGACAAACACAUUUUUGAUCGUCAUGGUCCAGUUAGGAUCGUCAAUGUCUUUUUCAACGGAGAAAAGAUCGCUGCCCAAACUCCUGAACCCGUCAUCUUCACUGGAGGAAUCUCUCCAGCCUUGUGGAAUGGCGUUGUUUCCAACUCAGCCUUCGAUGUUCCUGCUAUUGAAGUAGAUGUCUCGGGAUUAUUGCCUUUCUUGUGGACAUCCCAGAAACUUGAAGACAGAAGAUUGGAGAUUGAGAUCAGUAACGGUCUCGGCGAAACGGGACAUGCUGACUCUAAUGAAGUUGGAAGAGACUGGAUUACUUCUGCCAGUUUAUUGACCUAUGAAAACAGUGAGGUUGUAGCUGCUACUGGUGAAGUUCUUUCUAUUGACCACAACAACAGAGGAAGUGUAGUUGCUUUUGCUCCACCAUUUACAGGCUCAAUUCUGCAAAUUGUCAACGGUAUCUUCAGUGGACAGUUGAUUAGUAAAUUUUCUCUCACUUUGGGUAAUGGCAAGAUCUUGAACACUACGAUUGCUUCCUACACUAAGGGUGAGGUUUCUAAUGUUCAGCACUACUCUAACUUUGGAAGUGGGCAAUCAGUGGUCCAUGUGGGCCACAGCGUUAAGUCGUUGAUUAUAACUGAUGAUGACAUUCCUUCAGAGACUAAACCAGAUGUAGAAAGUGAUGACCAUAGAGAUUACGAGCUUCCUGCCAAUACAAUCCACUCCGUUAAUGUUUCCUUGAGCUAUCCAUUGGUUCUUCGCUUGACAGAGAGCAACUGGUCGAUUGGCCCAGGUGAAUUCGAGACCAAAUAUAACGUCAAGUUGGUUACCAGCAGACAUGCUGAUAUCCUGUUUAAUGGAAACCAUUCGUUGAGUUUCCUGUACGACCAGAAUGGUACCUCUGAGUACUUCAUAAACAAGAAGGGUAACCAUGGAUUUGGAGCGUUGACUUCGAAAUUCGGUUUCAAGUACAAGAACGACGACGGCAAGUUCAAGAUCUCAAGAAGAGUUGAAGCCGUGAACGGCACAGUUGUUCUGGAUGAAUCUAAGAAACAUGGGUUUGAUGAUGAA
Scheffersomyces stipitis CBS 6054 is the source of this 1833-nucleotide messenger RNA. RefSeq names its product Png2p (gene PNG2). NCBI's taxonomy places the organism in Eukaryota, Fungi, Ascomycota, Pichiomycetes, Serinales, Debaryomycetaceae. The annotation marks the transcript as partial. The transcript has 2 exons. The record is from RefSeq and is a predicted model, not a curated record.